AGGAGAGGCACUGGCACCGUACCCGUAGACUUCUACGAUCCUACAUUUUGUGUCACCAUGCGGCCGUGGUACCCGUAUAUGUAGGACUCAUUCUACUUUCACUUUUUCUUUUCGCGACCCUGAAGUUCUCUACAUCCACCUCACGUCACUAUCAUUUCAAAUGUUUAACAAGGCCACAAGCAGACGGUCAUAUGGAAACCCACGAGCCUGUACCUGCUGCUUCACCCCCCAUGUCCAGACUACCUACAGUUGAUGAAAGAUCAUGCCUUUGGAAGCAGCUAUCGGCAGAGCCUUUGGCCUUCGUCGCCGAUGAUUUUCUGACACCUUUGGAGUGUGACCACGUAAUCAACCAGGAAGCGCGGUUUGACUGUAAAAGCCUCGCGGGGAACACUGCGAAGCUGCGAACCGACCUUUCCACAGAGGACCCGACGGGAUUGUUGAACCGGCUGGACCAGUGCCUCGCUAGAUUGUUAUUCGAGGAAACGAAGUCCUCGGUACAAGAAGAUGACGCGGGAACAAGCGGAAACCGCAGCGCUCUGGCGCUGUUGCGCGAAGCGUUUCCGCAACAUGACGUCUGGCAGUGCCACGUGACACCCGCAAGUUCAGGAAGUCCUGCCAGAAGUUCAACGGUUGAAGACGAUGCUCACAAGAUGAGUUUGGGCUUGCACAUCGAUCUGAAUAAUCGCUUCUACCGUUAUGUUACAGUUCUCGUGUACCUAUCGGACGAUUUCGUGGGCGGCGAAACCGUGUUUCCGGGUGCGCUGCCUCUCACUAGCGCCGUCAACAAAAGUAGGACAGCGUCGCCGACGAGCCGGAGUGUCGUGGACAAGAACUGCAAGAGCUCAAAUCCAAAGGGAGAUCCUCUUCAUCUGAAGCACCGGUUGCCAUCUUUGACUAGGAGCCAGAGCGACCUGAUCCGGCGAACACAGGGCCACGUGACGACACGAACGCGAACGCUGUUGUCAACUUCGCCUACUCUCGACUCCUCGUUGCGGUUGUUGACUGAGCGAAAUGCGUGCCACACGGGAAAUGCCAGUCGCGGCGAUUGCCCGGACCUGAGGGCCGCAGCCUUCGACGUUGAAAGCGAGGCCGUGCGUUUGCUGAAAGAAACAAGGGCGAUGUCUCCAUCUCGCUCGGAGCACGGCUCUGAUGAGAAGGACGCUGGUGUCGUGUCCACAGGAGCACGUAGAGCGUCACCGGAUCUACUAUUCCGCACGAGAAAUUCGGGCGGUUUCGCUGUCGAGCCAAAGAAAGGUCGGUGCUUGAUCUUUUUUUCGAGGCUGGCGUCUUCGUCUCGAAGCACACAAAACGACGGGUGCCGUGCGAACGCAACGAAUGACAUCCCAGAUCCCGAUCACCGAAGCUGGCACGGUGGUGCUGACGUGUUUGCGCGAGAGACGGGAGGUUUGCCUCUGAGUGGCGUGGCGUGUGCAGAAGAUGAACAAGUGAACCGGUCAAUAUCCAGAGCCAGAAGCAGUUCCCCACUAGCUCGGCAGUCUGGGCCUGUAAUAUCUCCGGGUGCGAAAUGGACGCUUCAAAAAUUUGUCGAGUUUCCGUAUCAAGUGAUAGCGAAAAGCGCAGCGCUUGACGUAAGUUUUACCGAUUACGUUGCCAGUCGUCGUCACGCCAUCACCAAAGGGAUCGGAAAGCAACGUGCUAGGAUGACCCU
Molecule: messenger RNA, 1669 nt
Organism: Amoebophrya sp. A120
Lineage: Eukaryota; Dinophyceae; Syndiniales; Amoebophryaceae
Source: the annotation of a GenBank genome assembly